Molecule: messenger RNA, 1053 nt
Organism: Echinococcus granulosus
Lineage: Eukaryota; Metazoa; Platyhelminthes; Cestoda; Cyclophyllidea; Taeniidae
Product: Dual specificity mitogen-activated protein kinase kinase
Exons: 8
Coding region: 1-1053 (350 amino acids)
Biological process (GO): protein phosphorylation; MAPK cascade
Molecular function (GO): ATP binding; MAP kinase kinase activity
Source: RefSeq, a predicted model, not a curated record
AUGCCAUUUCUUGAUCGUCCAAAUCAAGACCUUCCUAUACCAACAUUGGACAAACAACCUGUUAAUGGCACCAAGCUUAACGUCCCCGUUCCUGCAGUGGCAAGACUAACAAUCCCUGGCGUAUGCACAGAUUACCGUUUCACCGCAAACGAUCUGCUCAAUGAAGGUGAACUAGGUCAUGGUAACUUUGCAUUUGUUCAAAAGAUGCGGCAUCGAAAGCUUGAUUGUUCAAUGGCAGUAAAAAUUGUUCGAUCAGUACUAAAUGAACGUGAGAAGAACAAAUCCCUCAAGGAUCUGCACAUCAUUAUGAAGUCAAAAUUUGAACGGAUUGUCACGUUUUAUGGAGCCAUCUUUCAUGAGAGUGAAUGCUGGAUUUGCAUGGAGUUGAUGGACUCUUCUCUUGACAAAUUUUACAAAAUGGUCUAUCUGGAGCGCAAAUCAUUUAUUCCAGAGGCUGUGCUCGCAAUGAUUACCGUUGCUGUGAUUUAUCAGUUUCUUAUCGUAUCUGCUUUGAACUACUUGAAAUGUGAACUUCACGUUAUGCAUAGAGAUGUCAAACCCUCCAACGUGCUUAUUAACAAAGGUGGGGAUGUAAAGCUAUGUGACUUUGGUAUCUCUGGUGAUCUCGUGAACAGCCUUGCCAUGACCAAAGAUGUCGGAUGUAGACCCUACAUGGCGCCAGAACGCAUAAACCCAGACCUCAUGUCCCAUGGCUACGACGUGCGCUCCGAUGUGUGGAGUCUGGGCAUUAGUCUGGUUGAGCUGGCUACCGGUCGGUUUCCCUAUCCUUCAUGGCGGUCACCCUUUCACCAACUCCAGUCCGUGCUGCAGUCGCCUUCGCCACAGCUUCCGCCCGAUGAGGAGGUCUCCGUACCGUUCUCGGCAGCAAUGCGCGAAUUCGUUGACGCCUGUCUUCAGAAGGACCUCAAGAAGCGACCAAAAUAUGCCGCUCUUAUGGAACUGCCAUGGUACGUGGAAGCAACGUCAUCGAGGGUGGAUUUGGGUGCCUACUUUACAACCAUCCUGGAAUCUGCCCCUGAACCUGCCCUAUAA